Molecule: messenger RNA, 1016 nt
Organism: Mangifera indica (mango)
Lineage: Eukaryota; Viridiplantae; Streptophyta; Magnoliopsida; Sapindales; Anacardiaceae
Product: organ-specific protein S2-like
Exons: 2
Coding region: 35-754 (239 amino acids)
Source: RefSeq, a predicted model, not a curated record
CAUAGAAGUUGAACUCUCUUUUCUCACUGCAAACAUGAAAGCUUCAUUACUUGCUCUCUCUACACUCUCCUUGCUCCUCUUGUUGGGUAGCACUACAGAUGGAAGGAAAGACACGGGAGAAUAUUGGAGAGAAGUCGUAAAAGAUCAGCCCAUAGAAGAAUCAAUCCAAAUUAGCCUUGGUCGUGCAGAUCCCACCGGUUCCCUCUCUGGUUGCCAUGAAGAAGAAAACUCGUUUGUUAAGGAUUUCGAACCGAGGCCUGAUGUCUCCAUUUAUACUAAUGAUCUUAAACUAGCAAAAGAUAAAUCUUUUGUGAAGGAUUUUGAGCCAAGGCCUGAUGUCUCCAUUUACAGUAACGAUAUUAAAUCAGCACAAGAGAAAUCCUUUGUUAAGGAUUUUGAGCCUAGGCCAGAUGUCUCCAUUUACAGUAACGAUCUUAAACCUACAAAAGAGAAAUCUUUUGUCAAGGAUUUUGAGCCUAGGCCAGAUGUCUCCAUUUACAGUAACGAUCUUAAACCUACAAAAGAGAAAUCUUUUGUCAAGGAUUUUGAGUCAAGGCCUGAUAUCUCCAUUUACAGUAAUGAUCUUAAACCUACAAAAAAGAAAUCUUUUGUUAAGGAUUUUGAGCGUAGGCCAGAUAUCUCCAUUUACAGUAACAAUCUUAAACCUGCAAAAGAGAAAUCUUCUGUCAAGAUCUUUGAGUCAGGGCUUGGUGUCACUAUCUAUGAUAACGAUGCCACCAUUUAUCAUGACUAGAUAAUACUCGUGUCAAGAUGAUAUACAGAGCCCUUGUAGUGUGUGUAUGAAGUAUUGAAGACUGAAUAAUUUGUCGUUGGCUGAUCUACCCGUUGUAAUAUAGCCAGUGUUCAUGUAAGGUAGCAAGGGCUACUGCUUAUGUAAAAUGCUAAGUGUAUUGCUCAUGAUCAGCUUGCACUUUGCAGUACAACAGACAAGUUUACUGCAAGAUAGCCAUAGCUGAGAAAUAAUUGAAUAAUUUAAGGCGUGCUAAUUCUGUUAA